Messenger RNA from Cetraspora pellucida, 617 nucleotides. Lineage: Eukaryota; Fungi; Glomeromycota; Glomeromycetes; Diversisporales; Gigasporaceae. The record is from the annotation of a GenBank genome assembly.
AUCUUCAGGAAUUUGCCUAUAAAAACCUAAAAACUAACAUAAAGUUCCACCAAGAUGAAACUCUACUACAAAUGGUCGAAUGGGGGCUCAUAUCUGUCCGUAAACGGAACACAUACAGCAAAUUUAGCGAUAUAUCUGAAUGGCUAUUAGCAUUUAGAUCAUACAUGGAGGCAAUCCUGAUUAUGUAUAAGGACAGAGAGCAUGAAUUGAAUUUCUAUCAUGACCACAUAAGCACCCUUUGCACCAAAUACGAAUUUACCGCAGUAAUGGUGUAUGAGGAAGAUCAGCGACUAGCGCUGACAAUGGACCGUGAAUCAACAUUAUUCGAUCGGAACAUCGAAGCCGAAGGAGAGAACUUCGACAUAACAACAACAAAGAAGUUUAAAAUUAGCAAACCACGAAUACACAAGACUGAACUAAUCUGGCACGAUGGCAGAGAAAUCUGCAUAAACUGGAAUCGGAGAUACUGCAGUGAAGACAAGAAAUGUAGCCAUGUUCACGCAUGCUUAACAUGCAAAAAGAUAGGACAUACAGAGCGCAAAUGUUUCGUGGGCAACACUGAAUCAAACUCAGCAGCCAGAGGCAAUAGCCAAGCUGAUAGCCAACCUAAGAUCUAA